AUGUCACGAGGAGAUUCUGGAUAUAUGAGUCAAUAUAGUUCAAUAUAUAGUUCAAAAUCUGAUGAUAGUUAUGAUAAUUUUGGUUUUGGUGAACUUCAAAGUUCAAUAGAUAAUUAUAAUUAUUUGCAUCGUGAUCCAACAUCAAAUCAAAUACAAUCAGAGUAUCAAAUUCCUAGAGUAUCGUCUCUCUAUGAAAAUCAGAAUGGGCAAGCCUCAUCAGGAUUUAUGGGAAAAUUUGAUGCAUCUCAGGGUUCAAAUCUACGAAAAUAUCCACCACCUAAUACCAUGCUUAAUACUAAGGUGCCCCAAAUAACUAAUGCUCCGGUUUCUCCAAGACCUUCACCCUCACAACAUCCGUCGUCUCCUAAUCCUUCAUUACGGUUACAGCACACCCAUCAACAACAAAACAAUUACAAUUCAAAUAAUUCAAAUGUAAAUUCGAACACUUAUUCUCCACGACCAUUCCAACCAAAUAAUAAUUAUUCGCCACAAAAUUUUCCACAAUAUGAGCCACAAUAUUCUCCACAAUAUUCUCCACAAAAUUCUCCACAAAAUUCUCCACAAAAUUCUCCACAAAAUUCUCCACAAUAUUCUCCACAAUAUUCUCAACAAAGAUUACCAUCAAAUACCCCGAUUCCUGUUUCUCAAUAUAAAAAUCAUCGAUCAAUGCAAGCAAAGACACAUAGACCAAAACCACCAAUUGUUCGAUCCAAAACAUAUUAUGAUGGUCAAUUAGCGUAUUCUGAGUUAAAAGAUCAAUCAAAAGAUUCCCCAAAAAAUGUUCCAAAGAACAUUCCCAUUUCAAAGGAUCCUCCACCUCAAUUGACUGAUAAUCUAAGGGCUUCGACAUUUGAUUUUACAGAAAUUCAUUCUUUUAUUGACCAUUAUUGUGACGAAGGUGAUGAUGAUGUCAAUAAAUCUAUAGAUAAUGAAGUAAAGCCUGGUUCGAUACCCGAAGAAACUAUAAAAAAACGUAACAGAGAAGCCGCAGUUUCAGAGAUUAUUACAACUGAACGAUCAUAUGUUGAUGGUUUGAAAAAACUUGUCACUGUUUUCUUGUUGCCCUUGCAUGAAAACUAUAAGGCCAAUCAAAAGGCCGGUUUAUUAUCAUCAAAGCCUGUAGCCUCUUCUGAAGAUAUAAAUACUAUAUUUGGAAACAUCUCUCCAUUGUUAAAUUUACAUGAACAAUUAUUAAAGUCUCUGGAAGAAAGCGACGUAUUUUUACAAAUCGCACCAUUUCUGAAAAUGUAUACGACAUAUUUGCAAGCAUUUCCUCAUGCAAUAAACACUUUGGAACGUCUUAAUAAAGAAAAUAAAGAAUUCAAAAAAUUUCUCCAGUAUUGUCAAGGAAGACCUGAAUUAGGAGGGUUGCCUUUUAAUUCUUUCUUGAGUCUGCCAAUUCAACGAAUACCACGUUAUAAGUUGUUAUUAGAAGCUUUGUUGAAGCACACUGAUGCAUCGCAUCCGGAUUAUGCAAAUCUUCGGAAAUGCUUUCAACAAAUUGGUGAAGUUGCAGAUGAAGUUAACGAAAAAAUUCGGGAUGCCGAAAAUCAACAAAAAGUAUUGGAAAUUCAAUAUAAAGUUGAAGGAUUGGCAGGAAAUAUAGUAAAUCCGGCCCGAAGAUUCAUUUUUGAAGGCGAUCUGUAUAAAGUUAAUUCAAGAAAUUCAGCAACAAAACCAUUCUAUACGGCAACACAGGAUAUAAGAACACAUUUUUUAUUUAAUAAUUUACUCUUAUUUUGUAUGAAAUAUCAAGGAAAACUUACAUUCAAAGGACAAAUAGAUUUGAACCGAGCAACACUAAAAAAUAUUGAAGAUGAUAUAGCAGAUAAGCCAUACUGUUUUCAAAUAGUUACUAUAACGCCUUCAGGAGAGGCAAGACAUACAGUUCGAUCCACAACUGCAGAAGAGAAAGCUGGAUGGAUGAGUAGACUUGAAUCCGCUUUAUCAGGAUUAAAAAAUGUGAUAAGAGGACCUGAUGCUGGAUUUGUGAAAACUCUUUCAAAAGGAUCACCGAAUCGUUCACCGAGUUCCAAUCGAUUACAAAUACCAAAUUUGUUGCAUCCAUCUGCUGAACCACAAAAAUCUUCAAAUUUUUAUAAACAAACAACUAGAGCAGCUGAUGACUUAUUCAUUAGACCUAAUAAAAAAAAUCAAAAUGAUCAACGAAUGAAGGAAUUAAGGCCUCAAGUAUCACAUGGAAAUUUGAGAAAUGCUGCAUAUAAUUCCCCCAUUUCAAACCAAAUUAAUCAAAUGGAACAACAAAAAACUUUUCAAAAUAACAAACGUCUAAAAACAGAAAAAUCUCAAAAUAUUCAAAAUACUGAAGAUGAUGAAAAAGAUUUUGAGCCUAUCCUUCUCAAAGAUUCAGUUAACAAUAAACGAAAAUUAACACAAAUAAUACAAAUAAAUGAUAGAAAUUUUUUUACUCCUAUAGAAAAAUCAGUAUUAUUUGAUAAAUCGAAAUUUUAUAAUUCAGGAUUUCGGAGAUUAAGUCUACCAAAUAAUAAAUUUCAAGAAUUUAUUACCAAUUAUGCACAUAUUCUUGAUCAAUCAUACUUUAAAUAUAUUGGUCGAAAGAGUAAAAAAUUCAAUCCCCCAGAAUCUUUAAAUUACAGUGAUUAUUUCACAAACAAAUUUAUUAUUGAGAAAGUUAUAGGUUCUGGGGAAUUUUCCAUUGCAUAUAGAGUUAAGGAUAAAAAAACAAAUACCUUAUGUGCAGUUAAAAAACGAAAAGUUCCUUUUGGAUCUCACACUGAAAGAUGUGAAAAUUUAGAGGAAGUGGAAAUUAUGUGGAAAUUAGGAAAUCAUCCCAAUUGCAUUCAACUAUUCGCUGCUUGGGAACAACAAGGAUAUCUUUAUUUACAAACGGAAUUAUGUGAAAAUGGAACCCUUGAAACCUUUUUUAAGAAAAAUAAUAAAUUAAAUGAUUAUCAGAUUUGGAAAAUAUUUACAAACAUCGCAUUUGGUCUUGAACAUAUUCAUAAUUGUAAUGUUAUGCAUUUAGAUUUAAAACCAGGAAAUAUUUUUCAAUCUUCAAAUGGAUCAUUUAAAAUUGGAGAUUUUGGUCUUUCAGCAAGAUGGCCACCUCAUCCUGAUCUUGACAAAGAAGGGGAUUGUCGAUAUAUUUCAUUUGAGGCUUUAAAUAACAAAUACGACAAAUCAACUGAUAUUUAUAGUCUUGGAAUAAUUUUAAUUGAGAUGAUGGAAAAUAUUUCAAUGAGUAAUAAAUUGGCAAAUAAAAUUAGAUUGGGUAAUUUAUCUAAACUUAAAUUUGAAGGUAUGACGGACGAAAUUAUUUUAUUAGCGAAAUCGAUGGUACGAGUCAAUCAUAAGGAACGACCAACUAUUCAACAAAUUGUAAAUACAAUUAAAGAAAAAAGUAUAUAA
Molecule: messenger RNA, 3390 nt
Organism: Diversispora eburnea
Lineage: Eukaryota; Fungi; Glomeromycota; Glomeromycetes; Diversisporales; Diversisporaceae
Source: the annotation of a GenBank genome assembly